GCCAAUAUCAAAGAUGGUGGCAGUGGUUAUAAGUGGCGGCAGCAGGUUGCGCGCCACUAACAAAGAUGGCAGUGGACAUUCGGUUAGCGACGGCGCGAAAGCGUGUCUCUUUACCGGCGGAGGUUGGUAAACAUCUGGUAUCACCGGGAGACACCAUCACCACCGACACCGGUUUCAUGAGAGGCCAUGGUACCUACAUGGAAGAUGAGAAGUUAAUUGCGUCAGUUGCUGGAGCUGUGGAAAGAGUGAACAAGUUGAUAUGUGUCAAGCCACUUCAAACCAGAUACAAUGGGGAAGUUGGGGAUGUCGUUGUGGGCAGAAUCACAGAGGUGCAGCAGAAGCGAUGGAAAGUGGAGACCAACUCCAGACUGGACUCUGUACUGCUUCUGUCAUCUGUUAAUCUUCCUGGAGGUGAACUUGUGAGUAACAGAAAAAUACUUCAAUUUCUGUAGCGUUUUUCAGACACUCAGGAUGUCCUGCAGCGCUUUACAGUUGAUGGAAUGUAAUUCUGUUGGAAUGCCUGGAACAUGGCAGUCACUUAACACACAGCAAUCUGCUGUAAACAGCAGUGUGAUAUUGACUGGAUAAUCUGUCUUGGUGAUGUUUGCAGGAUAAAUAUUGUCCAGAAGACUCCUAAGCCAUCUUCAAAUUACUGAUGUGGGAUAUUUUGAGAGGGCAGACAGG
This is a messenger RNA of Rhincodon typus (whale shark), 684 nucleotides long. Its product is annotated as exosome complex component RRP4-like. The transcript has 4 exons. Gene Ontology annotation, molecular function: RNA binding. The coding region runs from base 66 to 452 and encodes 128 amino acids. Gene Ontology annotation, biological process: poly(A)-dependent snoRNA 3'-end processing; exonucleolytic trimming to generate mature 3'-end of 5.8S rRNA from tricistronic rRNA transcript (SSU-rRNA, 5.8S rRNA, LSU-rRNA); CUT catabolic process. The record is from RefSeq and is a predicted model, not a curated record. Gene Ontology annotation, cellular component: cytoplasmic exosome (RNase complex); nuclear exosome (RNase complex). Lineage: Eukaryota; Metazoa; Chordata; Chondrichthyes; Orectolobiformes; Rhincodontidae.